AUGUCCAUCCGAGGUGGUGGUUAUAGUCAUGAUGAAGAUGUGUUGCUAUGCCAACAUUAUUUAGAUAUCUCGCAAGAUCCAAUUACUGGAAGGCAGCAAUCCAGGAAUCAAUUUUGGAAUCGAAUCACUGAUGCAUACAACCAAACUAAAAAUCCUGAUUGGGAGAUACGUAGUGCAAGAUCUGUACAAAAUCGGAUCCAAGCCAUUGAGAAAGUUGUUCGAAAGUUACUUGCUUGUAUCAAGAAAGUAGAAACUUUAAAACCCAAUGGAGCUUCAGAAAUGGAUGUUUUAAAUCAAGCAAAUGAGAUACUAAUGAAGGAAUAUGCAAGUUCUAAAAAAGGUUUUAAAUUUGAUCAUGUUUGGAAUUUGUUAAAAGAUUUUGAAAAAUUUAAUGAUCAUAAUGAAGCUAGAAACCCAUAUAAAAUACCUCGAAAAAAUAAUUUCACUCAUGUAUCAUCGUCGUCGGAUAACACUGCUUUUGAAUCUCCUGAAAAUUCAUCAUUUUCUGUUAACUUAGACGAUGAUGAGAGUGGAUUAAAUUUAAAUUAUAAUGUUGGUGGGUCUUCAUAUGAGCGCCCCAUAGGGGUGAAAAAAGCAAAGCAAGAAUUUUUGCAACUGGAACGAGAGAAAUUAGCAUUUAAAAGAAUGGCACGCGAGGAAAAAAUUAUGAAUAUGGACUUGAAUGCUAUUUCUGAUCCUGCUCAGCGUGCUUACUACCAGCUCAAGAAAGAUGAAAUUUUACAGAAAAGAACAAUGGAAUUUCAGGGAUCAAAUCCACAGUCUUCUUCGAAUAUGUUUUCUCAAUAUUUCAGUGAUAUUGGUGGAGAUGGAAAUGCUGAUAUUCCUCCGUAUUAG
Messenger RNA from Andrographis paniculata, 855 nucleotides. RefSeq names its product glutathione S-transferase T3-like. Bases 1 to 855 code for a protein of 284 amino acids. The transcript has 3 exons. NCBI's taxonomy places the organism in Eukaryota, Viridiplantae, Streptophyta, Magnoliopsida, Lamiales, Acanthaceae. The record is from RefSeq and is a predicted model, not a curated record.